This is a messenger RNA of Eimeria mitis, 1266 nucleotides long. RefSeq lists its product as uncharacterized. Bases 1 to 1266 code for a protein of 421 amino acids. The record is from RefSeq and is a predicted model, not a curated record. The transcript has 2 exons. NCBI's taxonomy places the organism in Eukaryota, Apicomplexa, Conoidasida, Eucoccidiorida, Eimeriidae.
AUGACGACAGCUGAGCAAGUACCUUCAACGGACCCCGCGACAGUUUCUGCAGGUGCGCCUGAAUCAAACAUCCUCCGAAGCUUAUUGUCGUCAACUUCCAACAUUGCCACCCCGUCUUCUUCUGCAACGACGGCUGAGCGAGUACCUUCAACGGCAAGCGCGCCUGAAUCAAGCAUCCUUCGAAGCUUAUUGUCAUCAACCUCCUACAUUGCCACCCCGUCUUCUUCUGCAACGACGGCUGAGCGAGUACCUUCAACGGACCCCUCCACACUUUCUGUGCACGGAAUGGCAGCAAGCGAGCCUGAAUCAUCUAUCGCUCGAAGAGUAUUGCCACCAACUUCCAACAUUGCCACCCCGUCUUCUUCUGCGACGACGGCUGAGCGAGUACCUUCAGCGGACCCCUCGAGAGUUUCUGUGCACGGAAUGGCAGCAAGCGAGCCUCAAUCAUCUACGGUUCGGAACCUAUUGUCAUCAACGUCCGACAUUGCCUCCCCGCCUUCUUCUGGGACGACAGUUGAGGGUUUGCCGCAGGGAUGGCGGCUAUCUGCACAGGCGGAGUCUGCAACCGAAAACCUCGAAGCUUCGUUUAAAUGGGUUAAAGAAGUCCUUGGCGGGGUUUCCGAUGAAGUCCUCUUAACUCAUCCAUUUUACCGUAACCCGGGGGUGCAGCUAAGGUUCAGCAAGAGGACAUUCAACCAAGAUGCGGUGGAGUGGUUCCGAACUCGGAAACAAACAUCACUCCUGUUGCUUUUGAAAUGCAGGUACCUAAUGAAGAAACCAUCCCUGACCACCAGGGAGGUUGAAUCGCUUUUGACCUGCACGGAGCGCCUGUGCGGAUAUGCAACCACCGUCAUGCCGAACGAUUACACGGUACAAUCUGCCAUUGCAACAUGGGGAAAGGUGUUUAUUGUUCUCGACGCUCUACACUGCGCAGCAGAAGUGCUUGGGAGGAGUUCCAGGAGAGAUGUGUGGUGGCCGAGAGUAGUACGUCACCUUCGAGAUGCACGAUAUUUUGACGGUCCCAGCGCACAAAUCGUUGAGAAGACGAGUUGGGGUUCUUGCAUCUUAAACGGUCUGAGCGCUGCGCUAGACUAUUACAGGUUGGGACAUAGGCCGCCUCCGCGCCUCGUGGUCAGCUUAAAAUUGGCCCUUUUUCUAUUACCCGUGCAAACGGACUUCCGGAAGAAGAAGUGGGACCCUUGGAGAGAAGACGCCGCAGAAUGGCUCGAGUCAGCCAAGCCAAGUAGACAGCAAAGCAAGCAGUAA